Drosophila nasuta is the source of this 2540-nucleotide messenger RNA. RefSeq lists its product as uncharacterized. The record is from RefSeq and is a predicted model, not a curated record. Gene Ontology annotation, biological process: multicellular organismal reproductive process. The coding region runs from base 1374 to 2153 and encodes 259 amino acids. The transcript has 3 exons. Lineage: Eukaryota; Metazoa; Arthropoda; Insecta; Diptera; Drosophilidae.
GAGUCACCUCCAUGUCCAGCAGCCUUAAUGGAAGUUUAUAGUAAGCAAACAUAUUGCGUUCGACGACAAUAGCCGGUGUAGCUCCCAGAUGUUGCAACAGGCCCAAGAUUAACUGCCACAUUUUUAAAUGUAACCUCACUAGAUAUGCAGGGCCACACUUAUAAAUGAAUAAAUUUUAGGCUCCAGUGAGCUUUGCAUAACUUGCGGUUACUAACUUUAAUUUUGCUUUAAUUUGUAUUACAGCAUUGCAACGCUUUAAACAGACAACAGGUUUUCCUAGCAACCAGCAAGUUGAACGAACCACAGUGCACACCUAGACCUAGGUCAAUCAAUAAUCGUAAUUGUGGUAUAAAUAGAAAUUGAAAUAGAAAUAGCUAAACUUUGUGAGCGGAAGUCAUGCAAGAAACUGUUGCUCAAUUCAAGUUUAGCAACAAUGUUGCCCUUUACCAAUUUGUUUUAGCAACAUGUUGCCCAACAUGCAACAGUUGUUUGUUGCGAUGUAAUAAUGGCGCCUGCGCUAGAAUUUCCUAUAAAAUUGCAGGGGAAUUGAUUGGGGUAGAAGAUUUCCAUUUGUUGCGCAUAUGCAACAGUUCUUGGCGUGACUUGAAGACAUUCUGGUAAUUUCUUUUAUCGGGGCGCUAAACAAUUUCUGGCUUAGUUGUUGACAAGUUGUUUGGCAAAUUUUGACACCUUUCAUAAAUACAUGAAACCAUAAUUAGUUGUAUCUGCUCAAUAUGCAUUUUCUUCAUGAAAAAAUCUUUAAUACUGACUACAUACCUAUUGUGUGUGCUCUACAUAUUUAUUUGAUACAGAACUUACUUGUAUAAAACUCAAAACUUGCCCAAUAUCAAGUUGACUAGUACAUAUAUUUGAAAAAAUUUACGCUUCUAUUGAUUAUAGGUGUAUAUACAAUAAGAAAUGUAUUCCUUCACAAGUAGCAAACAUUUUUGCACAAGCUUUUCUCAAAUCACCGCUAAUAUCUCUCCCACUGUGCAAUGAUUACUUAAUAAGUUCCGCAUCAUAUUCGUAACGUUAUUCUACAAACGUUUUUGCGAAGCACGCUACGGUUUUUUUUAUCGUCUAAUGCAAGCGUAUUUUUGCUUUAGAUACGUUGAAAAUUAUUUAAAAUAAAGUUCUACUGAAGUAAUAAAAAGAAGAAAUAUCAUAAUAUACUUCCACGCCAAACUUGAUUUCAUUUUUUAAAAAAAGUGGUUUGUCGAACUCAAAGCCAUUUUAAAAGUCGCCAUAUAUUCAAAUACAGUUUUGUAAAUAAACUUACAACGCGAUUUACUCAUUUCAUUUGCUGUUCAUCUCUGCUUAGAGCAGGUUCACAUUGGAGCUGAGAUAUUGAAAACUUUAAAGUUCUGCAAGCAAUGACUAAGUUGUAUAUAUUAAUCGCAGCUGUCUGUUUUUUAUAUAAAACUGUGUGUAGCACCGUACUGCCUAGUGAUAUUGUAAAAUGCCACUUUGGAGAUUCACCUUGUAUUAUAAAAAGCAUUAAUGAUGUAAUCAGAAAAUAUCCCAAAGGCAUACCGGAGAUUGGUUUGCCGCCAUUGGAUGCAACGGAACUGGAAGAUGUUUCUGUGUUGGAUUCACCAUACCGCGGUCCGAUCUGGCUAACUUUUCACAUGAGAGAUAAUGUUAACAAGGGCUUCAACAAUGCAACAGUUACCCACAUUGAGGGUUUCAAUCGAGAUCCAACAAUAGAACCAAUCGUGAUAAAAGCUCGCAUUCCGCGACUUGUGCACGAAGCAACCUACGAUAUGCAAGGACAGUGGCUAAUACUGAAAGCAAACACAACCGGAAAACUGCAAUCUGAUUUUCAGAACAUUCACUUUACGCUCAAGAUAAAGAUCAUACUGGAAUAUCGCAACAAUAAGCGAUAUCUUAAAGUGUAUGAACUCGUACCCGUAGUCACGUUGGAUCGAUGGAUUAUUUGGAUGAAUGAUUUAUAUAAAGAAAAUACCGACUUAACAAUAGCUGUAAAUCGGUCAUUCAAUAAAAAUUGGGUGGAAUUUUGGAACGGUGUUGAGCCGGGACUACUGAAGGCAUUUUCGUUGGCAUUUACUGGUAUUCUCAACAAGGUACUGGAGAAUGUUGCCUAUGACGAUAUGUUUCUACCCGAUUUCAAUAGAACGAAUGGGUCAUUAUAAAGUUAGUGAAUCGAUUAGUUCAUAAUUAACGUUAAUUAAUUUAUUUAAAUUUAUCGAAAAUUCGUAUAAAUUGGAAUACCGAUAUCAAUUUUUAUUGUUAACGAUAAAGCAUUAGGACUAGAAAAGUUGCAGUCCUUACAUCUUGUAAUUCCUGCUGCUUUUAAUAAACUCAAUCUAAUUGAAUUAUGUUAUCCACUAAUCUAACAAAAUAAUCGAUUUAAUUAGCGCCUAAUCUAAACAUCACCAAUCCUGCAUUAGGCCAAGUUUACCAAGCAAUACGUCAGUACUGACAGUAAAUUAACGUGGCUUGCAAAUCGACGUUGCAUGCAAUAGACACAUCAGACGUCGUCAAGGGUGGCAAAUUUCGACACUCAACUCACACCCAUA